Lagopus muta (rock ptarmigan) is the source of this 1381-nucleotide messenger RNA. RefSeq lists its product as uncharacterized. NCBI's taxonomy places the organism in Eukaryota, Metazoa, Chordata, Aves, Galliformes, Phasianidae. Bases 212 to 1381 code for a protein of 389 amino acids. The record is from RefSeq and is a predicted model, not a curated record. The transcript has 4 exons.
GGUCCGGGUGGGGGGAGGAAGGGAGUUGGGCUCUCCUGCUGCUCUGUGCCGUUCAGCAGGGUGAGGGAUGCUGCUCCAAGCGAGGCAGAUGUAGGGAGGCACAGAGGUUGCACAGAGGGCUUUGAGGUCUCCAUCCUUGGUGGUUUUCAAGACCAGCCUGGUUAAAACUCUUAGUAUCCUACACUCAACUCUCCUGUCCCUUCCAGCCUGGAUGUUUGUCCUGUGCUAUGGCCCAGUGCCAGGCAGAAUCUGGCAGUCAAGGACUGGAAUGAUUUUUCUGAUCUUUGGAAACAUCUUCAGUCAUCUCUCAGGAACAAAGGCAAAGCAGAAAAUGGCUGAGCAGCCAAAACUACUUCGUAGACCUCUGCCUCCCAGGCUGCCAUCUAAACUGCCUACAUCAAGGGAGAAGGUUGGUAAAGCAGGCAGGGGUUUUGGACAAUACCAAGCUAGAGUGACGAAGAGUACGAAUGAUAAAAAUGGAAAAGUUGUGUCUGACAGUUAUGCCAGUACUCAAGGGCAAGUCAAGCAGACAGAUGUUUCCUUCAGCCAUGGUCACGUUUCCCAGAAUCUGGUGAAAGCCCAGCCCGAAGAUACAUUCCUGUCUGUACAUCAGAUUUGCCAAAAUCAAGCACAAAUCCAACUCAAAGAUCUUCUUCAGUCUCAAUACCUGUCCAGCAGUAUCCAACCCCAGUCUGACCACAUUUCCUCUUGUUCAGUACAUUUCCAAUGCCAACAUGUACGUCAGCUUAAUCAAGACAGUAAAUAUAGGCAAACACAGAUCCAGUCCAAAAGGACAGGUUUUCAUGACCAAAGGAGAGGUUUAAUUCUGUCUGAAACAAGUUUCCCCGCAGAAGAUGUGAAGCAGAAGGGUGAUCUAGUUUUUAAGAAUAGUAAGUCUGCACAUUGGUCUUUACGAGGCAAUACUGCAAGCCUGGUUGGUCAAUAUGAAGUUAUUCCUAUCUGCUCAAGCAGACCAAUGCCAAACCAAAGCAAAGAAAAAAAUGUGUUUUCUGCCCAAAUUCCUAGGAGAGAUUUUAUUCUUACUAAAAGCCCCAGUGGGUCUGAUUACUCCUCAUUUUGCAAAAAUCAUAAAUUCUCUCAUGUGAAGCAUCAAAAAUUACAGAGCACUGGCCCUGCCCAUUCCACUCCUCCUGUAUUUACACUGGAAAGUUCAGCUGCAGGUUCUUCUCACCAUCUGCCUUUGAAGACAACCCUCAAAAAGCCAUUUGUUUCCCGCUACAACUAUGAAGUCCUCAGUAACCGGUUAAUGACUGAAAACAGGAGCUUGCAGACUGAAGUUAACACAGUGAUUUUGUCUGACAUCGCUCUACCUGCAGAUGAAACAAGAAAGCCUGAGCAGCAGAAGUUCCUAGGUAAUUAA